AUGUCAAACACACAACCACAUUUCGCGAACAGCGCCUGCAAGCUGAACUCGAGCGGUGCCAAACCCAUUCGAGGGCAAACAGCGAUGACUGUCGAGACAGAAGCGACAACGAUCAAGGCGAAAGCGAUGACGAAAGGGACGCCGAAAAUCCUAUUGACACAACAAGGAAGACUGGAGCUCCCAAAGGGCAUUUCUGUCCAUCCUGUAACCGAGCAAAACCAUUUCCGAAAAUGCAGGGGCUCCGGCGGCAUUUUCAACAGCGCAAGUGCUAUCUUCUCCGAUACACUGCUUGCUAUUAAUUUUCAUACAGAUGUCACAUGUGAGGAAGUGUGCGUGUGCUGCUUCAAAGUUUUCCGGCUCGUGAGCGAGUUCGUUAGACAUGCUGCUAAACAUAAUGGAACAUGCGAAAGAAAAUGGACCUUCAUCAGGAAAACAUCCGAUGAACUACGCGAAAAAUCCGACAAACAACUAGCUCUCGCAAUGAGCCAGUAUUCAUCGAGAGUUGUCGUGGGGAAGAAACGGAAAUGGGAUGUGGCAAAUCUGGGCUUCGAUAUUUCGGGAGCUCGAGCUGAGACCGACAGGAUUGGUAUGACGGCUUUGGACAAAAGUUUUUGCUAUAUCAAUGAGGGUGAUAGUCUUCACCAGCUCCAUUCGGCUCGCAUUGAACUAUCUGCAGCCCCAAACCCGACGCAGUCGCCUAUAACAUUACCCCGGCUGGCCAUCAUGGCCGACCCUAUCAAUCCUAGCAGCACUCCGAGCAUGUUCGCGGAGGAAAUAUACUUCAACCCGGCAGAAGGUCAAAACCAAGGUCUUGACUUGUUACAGGAUUUUGAUGCUCCUAUCCUUCAGAUUAUGAACAGUAUCCCUGCAUUGACGACCGGAUGGGCGGCACAAGACGAUAUUGUAGAUAUGACCACAGAAAUUGCAGCCUACCAAGAACAAUGA
Messenger RNA from Penicillium verhagenii, 945 nucleotides. RefSeq lists its product as uncharacterized. Bases 1 to 945 code for a protein of 314 amino acids. The record is from RefSeq and is a predicted model, not a curated record. NCBI's taxonomy places the organism in Eukaryota, Fungi, Ascomycota, Eurotiomycetes, Eurotiales, Aspergillaceae. The transcript is spliced from 2 exons.